AUGCCUCAAAGAACACUUUUAAUUACUGAUUUCUUCGCUAAAUGUCGUUCGACAUCUGCUUCAAAUGCUGCUCUUUUUGAAAAGCCUAUGAAAGUAAUUAAAAUCGAUGAACAAUCAAUCAUAAAACAUGAACAAAUCGAUGUCAAUCUUGAUCAAUGCACACCGAAUCUUUCUCUCGAAGCAAAUACAUCCUCAUCACUAUCAACAACAGAAAAUCAUGAUACAAUUCAAUCAAAUGAAAUUCUUUCAGAUAACAAGGGUUCAUUACGAGAAACAUCUUCAACAAAAUCAUUAAUACCUUCUCGAAUUAAAUUUGUACGUCAUCAUAGUGCUCCACUUCAUCAUCGUAGUCCAAUUAAAAUGCGCGAAGGUUCAAUAGAACAACAAGAUCUUGAUGAUAUACGUGCACGUAUUCGUACAUUUAGAAAUGAUUUAUAUAAAUAUAAAUCAACAUAUUCUCGUUCACCUAUGAAACGUCCUAAUAUCAUCGGAGAUAUUCUAUCAAGUCCAUUUAAACAUCCUACACCACAAACACCAGUAAAAAGUUAUCCAUCUAUUCCAGCUUAUGAACGCUUUAAUUCACUUGUAACAACCAUAGAAUUACCAUUACCAAAUAAAUAUGAAUUAUUACUUGAACAAUAUAAACAUCUUGAUUUUCUUGUUUGUCAUUCACAUAAUAAUGGAGGUAUAAGUACAUUUGAAAAAGUUCAACAUGUUAUACAACAAAAAACUAAACGAAAUUUUACUUUACAAACACUUGGUCGUAUUAAAACAGUUUAUCCAAUAAUGUUUAGUUUUCAACAAGAAAAAAUUCAAUUACCAACAUUAAGUCCAAUUAAACUUAAAUAUGAAUUAACAAUUACUCCAAGUAUUUUAUUUCUAGAUGAUGAUUCGAUAUUCUUUUUUAUUGAUUUUAUUUUAGCUGAUUUUGGUAUUGUAUCAAAUAUUCAAAUAACUCCAUCAAUUAUUAUUGAACGUAUUGAUUGUUUUCGUCGUGCUUUAUUUGAUCUAGUCAAAAGACAUCAUCGAACAUUUUUAUCAAAUAAACUUCAAUUGGCAGUUGAAGAACUUCCUAAUGAUGAAAAUCUUUCACGUUGGCAUCCAGAUUUUGAUCUAUUAAAUAUUCCUGACAUUGAUAUAUCAUCAUUACCUGAAUCACCAGAUAAAGAAUAUAAACAAUUGGUAGCAUCACCAAUUGAAAUACGUCAUUAUGCUGAAAAGACACAAUCACAACGUGUUAAACGUGCUUUAUUUUCAACAUUUUCAAAUGAUGAUAUAUCAUCAACAAUAACACUAUCAUCACCAACUAAAGAAACAUAUUCAAUCGAUGGAAUAUCUUCAUCAUUAAUUGAAAAAAUUCGUUCAAAGGAAACAAAUAAAUUAUUAUCAAAUACAAUUGAUAAACAAAAACAAAUGUUGUCUUAUGUUGAACAAACAAUAAGUAUUGUUCAACAAUUUUUUAUUGCUGAACGUGCAACAUCACUUCAAUUAGAUCAUGUUGCAAAACAAGUUCGUGAUUGUCAUUCCGGUCACCUUUCAUAUAAUCAAUCAACGGAAACUCUUCAUUUCCUUCAUACAUAUCCGGCAAAUAAUGGAUGGCUUUCAAUAAUGAGUAUUCGAGGAAGACAAUUUAUCAAAAUUAAUCGACAUAAAUCAAUUAAUACAAUCAUAGAAACUAUUCAACGAGAAUUAUAA
Molecule: messenger RNA, 1695 nt
Organism: Rotaria sp. Silwood2
Lineage: Eukaryota; Metazoa; Rotifera; Eurotatoria; Philodinida; Philodinidae
Source: the annotation of a GenBank genome assembly